AAUGUGGAGCAUUGGAGCAGUCAUCAUAAAAGUUUGUUUACUCAGACGUUAUCCAAAUGUGAAUGCGUUUGCAUGAAAACAUAUGAUUCCCAGAUCCCAGUUGAAGAGAAAAUGGUAAAACAGAGCAUCCAGAUCUUUGCCCGCGUAAAACCCACAAAGAAACCGGCCUCGGUAUACUGUGUGGACAAUGGGGAGCCGGCGGGUUCCAUACUGGAGUUCCUGGUACCCAAGGACCUGGCUGACGGCUUCAUAAACAACAAGAAGGAGACCUACAAGUUCAGGUUCCAAGAGGUGUUUGAUCAAACAGUCAAGCAAGAGGAUAUAUUUGAAGCCAUCGCCAAGCCAGUGGCAGACAGUGUAUUGUCGGGAUACAAUGGUACCAUCUUUGCCUAUGGCCAGACUGGUAGCGGGAAGACCUUCACCAUCACAGGAGGCGCUGAGCGCUACAGUGACCGGGGCAUCAUCCCUCGCACGCUCUCUUACCUUUACCAGCACUUCAGCCAGGACAGCAGUAUGGUGUACACCACCCACAUCUCUUACCUGGAGAUCUACAACGAGGUUGGCUAUGACCUGCUGGACCCCCGGCACGAGGCCUCUCGCCUGGAGGACCUACCGAAAGUUAACAUCAUGGAAGACCCGGACCAGAACAUACACCUGAGAAACCUGUCACUCCAUCAAUCAGCCAAUGAGGAGGAGGCUCUCAACUUGCUCUUCCUGGGAGACACCAAUCGCAUGAUUGCAGAGACCCCUAUGAACCAGGCAUCCACGCGUUCUCACUGCAUCUUCACCAUGCACGUGUGUGGCCGUGAGCCCGGCUCGGUCACCGUGCGGCGUUCCAAGCUACAUCUGGUAGACCUGGCGGGCUCGGAGCGGGUGGGCAAGACAGGCGUGUGUGGGCAGCUGCUCACAGAGGCCAAGUACAUCAACCUGUCACUGCACUAUCUGGAGCAGGUCAUCAUUGCUCUCUCAGAGAAGAACCGCUUGCACAUUCCCUACCGAAAUUCCAUGAUGACGUCGGUGCUGCGGGACAGCCUGGGAGGGAACUGCAUGACCACCAUGAUCGCCACUGUGUCUGUGGACAAGAGAAAUGUUGAUGAAUCCAUCUCCACAUGUCGCUUUGCCCAGCGGGUUGCUCUGAUCAGGAACGAGGCUCUGCUGAAUGAAGAGAUGGACCCUGCCCUGCUAAUUGUGAGUCUGAAGAGGGAGAUCCAGUGCCUGAAGGAAGAGCUCUCUAUGGUGACCGGGGAGAAAAGAGAGGACCAGCUAACUCAAGAGGAGAUUCAUAAGAUGGAGGAGCUGGUCAAGGUCUUUCUGGAAGACCCUGAUUGUGAGGUCACACUGGCAUUGGGACCUGACAUGAGAAAAAUCCAUUACUGUUUCUCUCUGCUAAAGGUCUACAGUCGUGCCCAAAAGUUUUGA
Messenger RNA from Oncorhynchus masou masou (cherry salmon), 1419 nucleotides. RefSeq names its product kinesin-like protein KIF6. Gene Ontology annotation, molecular function: ATP hydrolysis activity; microtubule binding; ATP binding. NCBI's taxonomy places the organism in Eukaryota, Metazoa, Chordata, Actinopteri, Salmoniformes, Salmonidae. The record is from RefSeq and is a predicted model, not a curated record. The transcript is spliced from 12 exons. Gene Ontology annotation, biological process: microtubule-based movement. The coding region runs from base 73 to 1419 and encodes 448 amino acids. Gene Ontology annotation, cellular component: kinesin complex; microtubule.